Molecule: messenger RNA, 2052 nt
Organism: Rotaria sp. Silwood2
Lineage: Eukaryota; Metazoa; Rotifera; Eurotatoria; Philodinida; Philodinidae
Source: the annotation of a GenBank genome assembly
UAUUGAAAAAUUUUGGAUCGCCAAAGUCCGACUUAAGUCCAGGUUUCCAGAGACCCUAAAAUAUCCUGCGAUCCUAAUGGGUUUGGUAUCAGUUUAUUUCCCCCACAUUUGUGUUUCGAAUGCUGAAAACCGCAGGUUGAUAGCUGCUUCCGUUCUCGAGAUAUUCAAAAAAUACUCGCGUUCAUCGUAUUUUGGCGGCGACAGUAGUUAUUGGGAUAGUUCAAUAGUGACCAAUGAGCAUCAUUUAAUGUCAUAGGCAACCUAUAUUUUUAAUGAUAUUGGUAAAAUAGUCUAUAUUAGUAAUUUUUUUUAAAAUCAAUGGAAAUCAGUCUGUCUUAUAUGUCAUUAGAUGUAACUUUUUAAGCUCUACAAAACCCUGUAUUCAGUUUUUUUAAAUGAUGAAUUUCACAAUUCCGGCCGGGUCCUUUGUUAUUUCAUUCUGCUCUACCUCUAGUGUAGUGUGCUGCCGUUGGUGACACCAUAUCCCAUGGGGGAAACAGCGGACUUUUGGACUUGAAGUUACUUUGGGCUACGUUGAGCUACUUUAAGCUACUUCAAGUUACUUUCAGCUACUUCAAGUAGCUUACUUUGAGGUAAUUUUCGACUUCAAAUUUACUUCAAGUCACUUGAAAUUACUUUAAGCCACUUGUUUCUGCUUUGGGCUACUUGGGUGAUACUUUGAGCUACUUCAAGUAGUCUACUUUGACAUACUUUAGCGUACUUUUCUACUUCAAGUCCGCUGUUUCCCCCUUGCCAUGUCCUAACAAAUGUUUUGACAUUUGGAUCAAUUAUCACCAAGUCCAAAUCAAAUCAAGACCUAUGGCCAAGCCUGGGCUACAGAUUCAAAGUCGAGCAGAAAUACUCGUUAAAAAAUUCAAACCUAAAUCCAAACAUAGCACAUAAGUUCAAAUCCAAAUCCCAAAAGUUUGAUGCCAAACCCAAAUUUACCUGGUAAUUUCUCGUAUCUCUAUUUGAAAUACUAAUAAAGACGAUCAACAAUCUAAAGAACAAAUGUAUACAACUAUGGGGAAAGAGGGAUAACCGCACAAGGAGGAGAAUUAAAGAGCACAAGGCUUGUUUUCCAUGUAGCCAAGCUUCAGACAUAACCUCAUCAUCUUCAUGCUACAGAUCGACGAUUUGUAUAAAGAUACCGAGUAUCUCCUUAUGAGAAAUCAUCAUUAAGAAGGUGUACUUGUACUUUUAAGUCAGCCAUUUACUCUAAUAAGUACACUGACACAGAUUCUGUGUAUAGCAUUAUUCGAGAGUAUCACACUAAGAGCACCUUGUUCUUCAAGGAUGCAAUACAAAUAUUUUUUUAAAUUGUACCCUUAAGAGAAGAAUACGAGGGCUACAAUUUGUUAUGGUUUUAUUCGAAAUGACCAUACAGAUCUUAGGGAAACUGGCAUCCUAGAAGUUCACAAUUCGUACAAAUACAUGAUGAUAAGUCACAACUUCAGUGAAUACUAUGUAUAUACAUGUCUCCUACCUUGCUUUAUCGAACACUGAAAACUGUAGCUUAGUAGCUAGAAGUAUUCAAAAGUCAUCUAAAAAGUGGUUGUUAGUACUUUCAAAAAAUACGACAUUCGUAGCCAAAAUCAAAAGGGGACGAAUCCCAAUCCUAUACGCCCACGUUCUUUCCUUAAAGUUACACUGGAAUAUUAAAAAGUUCGUUCCACUACUUGUGAAAUAUAAAAAAUACAUCUGAUAUCGUGACUGUUUCCAUAAACAUAGCAGUGACUUCAACGACCUCAUCGUCAUCUUCAUCGACCUCAACCUCAACCUCAACGAGUUCAUCUACGCCGACCUCAACGAGUUCAUCUACGUCGACCUCAACGAGUUCAUCUACGUCGACCUCAACAAGUUCAUCUACAUCGACCUCAACGAGUUCAUCUACAUCGACCUCAACAAGUUCAUCUACGUCGACCUCAACAAGUUCAUCUACGUCGACCUCAACAAGUUCAUCUUCGUCGACCUCAACGAGCUCAUCCUCAUCUUCAUCCACCUCAACGAGUUCAUCUUCGUCGACCUCGACGAGCACUACAACAACAAUAA